CGGCCGCUCCUCCUUCCCGCUCGCUCUUCGUUUCCUUUCAGGGCCGGUCCUGAAAGCAAAGGCCCGGAGAGGGCGGGGCGGGCUGAGGCGAGGCCGGCCAAAGGGGGCGGGCCCGAGCCGGACAGAAAGAGGCUUUUCUCAAUGCAGGCUGGAGGAGAGGCGGCGCGGUGUUGUUUUGUCGCCGCGGAUUAAGUCGGCUUGCCUUGGAGCCGACGUUUCCUCCGAGCACCAUGAGCGCGUCGGGGCUGCCUUGGAGCAUCGACAGCGGCGGGUCGGGGCUGCCUCCGCUGCCCAAAAGCCUGAGCGGCUUAUUGAAUUCUUCUUCCAGCGGAGGCGCCCCUGGCGGAGCCGGGGGGCGCUGGAGGGACCUGGAGCGGCUCUACGCGCAGAAGUCUCGCAUUCAGGACGAGCUGAGCCGGAGAGGUAGCGGCGGCGGCGGCGGAGGGGGGCGAGGAUCUCCUCGCCCUCCGAAGCCCCCUAACCUCGACGCCGCCUUGGCCCUGCUCCGUAAAGAGAUGGUUGGCCUCCGGCAGCUGGAUAUGUCAUUACUGUGUCAACUCUACUCUCUUUAUGAGUCAAUUCAGGAAUAUAAAGGUGCCUGCCAAGCAGUAUCAAGUGCAGACUGUGCAUAUGCACUGGAAAAUGGCUUUUUUGAUGAGGAAGAGGAAUUUUUUUAAAAAGAAUAUUUCUUAGGAAAGCCUUUUUUUUUUUUUUUUUGGAGUGCAGCUGGAGUUGGCAGUAAAGAGAUGAGCAGUGUUUAAUUGGAACUCAAAGUACAUUCUUCCUUCUGCUCAAGAAGAAUUGCUCCAUUUAUUUCUGGUGUGCAGUUUAACCCAGGUUACACAUUAUGUAAAUCCUGCUCUAGGAAAAUAAUGUGCAAUGAAUUUUGAAGCCUCCCAAAGCAUGCUUGACAGGUCACGUCAGUGUAAUUUGUGCACGGGGUGUUUCUAGACGGCAGAUGUUGAAAGCUAUCUUUUUAUAAGCAGAAGUGUGUCACUGUACAUGAAAUCCGCUUCAUCUCAAAUAUUCUGACAUGUAAAGUAUAGUUAUAUAGUUUGUGUGUUUGUAAUCACUGAAUAGAUCCCAUUAUCAUAAACAACAUCUUUUAAAAGCCUCUGAUCUGAGGGAUUGGAGUUUUUCCAGUUCUAUACACCAUAAAGGAUGAAUUCUGUAAUUCAGGGGUCUCCAACCUUGGCAACUUUAAGACUUCUGGAUUUCAACUCUCAGAAUUCCUCAGCCAGCGAAGCUGAAGUCCACAAGUCUUAAAGUUGCCAAGGUUGGAGACCCCUGAAACUUUAAACUACUUCCAAAGUUUUUACUUGGGUUAAUGAUCCAAUUCCCUUUCUUUCUUCCUAAUGUCAGAAUGACUUUUAUUUAAACCAAUGUAAUAAAAUUGUGUAAUUGUUACCCUCUUUUUUUCCCCUCAAAUGCAAUAAGAACAAAUCAAAGCAGCUCAUUGUACACCUUGCAGCUCCAUUAGCUUCCAUAACUGCAAUUUAGUUGUUCAUUAUCCAGUUAGUAAUUUAAGUUUAACAUACAGCAUCAUUUGUAAUACUAAAAUGUUUGAAAGACAAAUGGUCAAUUUGUUUCUUAUGGUCCAAAAAGACCUUUUUAGGGGUUUUUUGUACUAUAACAAAUGAAUGUUUAAACUGGAACUGUAAUUUGUUUAGCUUUCUCAUGGACAUGUAAUUUAGCGCUUGGAGGUAGCCAAGGAAAGUUGCAUGGCUGCCUUGGUGGACUAAAAUGAAUUCAGAAACCCACAGCCUACCUCACAUGAUGAAGUUAUAGGAACCCCAAGCAGAAGAUGGAAACCUGUGAACUGGUCUUUUGCUUAAUGGUCAGAACCUGAUUGGUCUCAGCUUCCUGGAAUACUUCCAUAAAUUAUAUAUGCAUCAGAAAAAUCUUUUCAACCUCAAAGGGAAAAGUGAGAUGACAAAUAACAAAUCUUCAACUUUGUGUCCAAAGGGAACAACAAAAUGUGUAAAAAGGACAAUCACAUCCUUACACUUAUUGUAGCAGCUUCUAUAAUCUAUUGUGUUGUUGUAUUGUACAAUACGUCCAUCCCUGUUUAUGAGAUCCUGCCAGGUUUGUCACCAAAUAGUUCUGUUCUCCUGCACAUUGAAAUCUCUGCUUUCAAAAUCUAAGGAAUCCAACUGAGCACACCCACACACAGACAAAAAGAAUUGGCCUAUUGGGGAAAUGGAUGGCAUAUAAAUAUAAUAUAUAAAUAAAGAAUAAUAGCCUAGCAAGCAACCCAACCCACUCAACUCUUUUUGGAACUUUUUGGGUUUUUUUGUUUUUUUUUACUAGCCUUAUUUUUUGUGCUGAUUGACUCCAUCAAUAAAGUUGGGGAAAUUGGAGACUAUACCCUUGUUGCUGAAAUUAAUUAUUUAGCGUAUGAUGACUGAAAUAAAUGAUACAUUGGUUCUCUAGAUUACCUAUGGGUUGGCUUCCACUAAAAUCAGUAGACAAAACAUAUCCAAUUUAGGCUGAAACCAACCAAUGUAAUAAGGAUUCAAAUAAACAUGUUAUCCUCCAGA
Molecule: messenger RNA, 2540 nt
Organism: Ahaetulla prasina
Lineage: Eukaryota; Metazoa; Chordata; Lepidosauria; Squamata; Colubridae
Gene: FAM89A
Product: family with sequence similarity 89 member A
Exons: 2
Coding region: 231-677 (148 amino acids)
Source: RefSeq, a predicted model, not a curated record